Caenorhabditis auriculariae is the source of this 348-nucleotide messenger RNA. Lineage: Eukaryota; Metazoa; Nematoda; Chromadorea; Rhabditida; Rhabditidae. The record is from the annotation of a GenBank genome assembly.
AUGCUGCACAAAGAGCUUUUGGAGAACCCAGUUUAUGGAGAAAUGCUCACGCGGGGCCUCAUAACCGGCGAAUGCACUUGUUACAGGUGAAUCUGGCAUCAAAAAUGGGUUUUCAAUUCCGAAAAGCUUCAAGAAUCACCUGGUCAAAAGAGUUCUUCUAUGCCUCCUCCGUCGGCUUGAUAGUCAUUAACCUCGUCAUUGUUAUCUUGUUCUUCACCUGGUCUGAUGUCAUUUUCGGCGGCACAUACGGUUUGAAUCCAGAUAAAAUUGAGAAUUUCUUGUUACCUUUCAGGCCCCAUACUCCCAACGCCACAAAAAGAAUCUAAGGUGCAAGCUAAAAAGGAAUAA